Molecule: messenger RNA, 2195 nt
Organism: Capra hircus (goat)
Lineage: Eukaryota; Metazoa; Chordata; Mammalia; Artiodactyla; Bovidae
Gene: DEAF1
Product: DEAF1, transcription factor
Exons: 12
Coding region: 109-1803 (564 amino acids)
Biological process (GO): regulation of transcription by RNA polymerase II
Cellular component (GO): nucleus
Molecular function (GO): DNA-binding transcription factor activity, RNA polymerase II-specific; DNA binding
Source: RefSeq, a predicted model, not a curated record
UCGGCUCGGCCCGGCUCGGGCGGCCUCCUCGGGCGGCGCGCUUCGGGCUCUGUCCCGGCCUUCGGGCGGCCCCGGCCGGAGCCUUCGGGCGGGCUCGGCGGAGUCCGGAUGGAGGACUCGGACUCGGCCGCCAAGCAGCUGGGCCUGGCCGAGGCGGCGGCGGUGGCGGCCGCGGCCGCUGUGGCGGCGGCGGCCGCGGCCGCGGCGGGAGGCGAGGCGGAGGAGCCGGUGCUCAGCAGGGACGAGGACUCGGAGGACGGAGACUCGGAGUCGGAGCGCGAGACGCGGCGGGUGACGGCCGUGGCGGUGAUGGCCGCCGAGCCCGGGCACAUGGACAUGGGCGCCGAGGCCCUGCCGGGCCCCGACGAGGCCGCUGCGGCCGCCGCCUUCGCAGAGGUGACCACCGUGACGGUAGCCAGCGUGGGCGCCUCAGCAGACAACGUCUUCACCACGUCUGCGGCGAAUGCUGCCUCGCUCUCAGGCCACGUGCUGUCGGGCAGGACAGCCCUGCAGAUCGGGGACAGCCUGAACCCCGAGAAGGCCACGCUCAUUGUUGUGCACACGGACGGCAGCAUUGUGGAGACCGCCGGGCUGAAGGCACCUGCAGCGCCUCUCACCCCAGGACCUCAGUCUCCUCCGACUCCGCUGGCUCCCGGUCAAGAGAAGGGUGGCACCAAGUACAACUGGGACCCUUCGGUGUACGACAGUGAGCUGCCCGUGCGCUGCCGCAACAUCAGUGGCACCUUGUACAAGAGCAGGCUUGGCUCAGGAGGCCGAGGCCGCUGUAUCAAGCAGGGGGAGAACUGGUACAGCCCCACCGAGUUUGAAGCCAUGGCAGGAAGGGCCAGCAGCAAAGACUGGAAGAGGAGCAUCCGCUAUGCGGGGCGGCCACUGCAGUGCCUCAUCCAGGAUGGCAUCCUGAACCCUCACGCAGCCUCCUGCACCUGUGCUGCCUGCUGUGACGACAUGACCCUGAGUGGCCCCGUCAGGCUCUUCGUGCCCUACAAGAGGCGCAAGAAGGAGAGCGAGCUGCCGGCCACGCCCGUCAAGAAGGACGCGCCUAAGAACAUCACCCUGCUCCCCGCCACCGCUGCCACCACCUUCACCGUGACCCCCUCAGGACAGAUCACUACCUCGGGCGCACUGACCUUUGACCGGGCGUCCACCGUGGAGGCCACUGCCGUCAUCUCGGAAAGUCCAGCCCAGGGCGACGUCUUCGCAGGAGCCACAGUGCAGGAAGCGGGCGUGCAGCCUCCGUGCAGGGUCGGCCACCCGGAGCCCCACUACCCCGGUUAUCAGGACAGCUGCCAGAUCGCACCGUUCCCUGAGGCCGCACUGCCAACGUCUCAUCCCAAAAUAGUGCUGACGUCCCUGCCGGCCCUGGCGGUGCCACCCUCCACCCCCACCAAAGCUGUCUCCCCCUCGGUGGUCAGCGGGCUGGAGGUGUCGGAGCAGCGGAGCUGGCUGUACCUGGAGGAGAUGGUCAACUCCCUGCUCAGCACCGCGCAGCAGCUGAAGACGCUGUUCGAACAGGCCAAGCAGGCCAGCUCCUACCGGGAGGCCGCCGCGGCCCAGGCCAGAGCCCAGGCAGACGCCGAGCGGAAGGAGCAGUCCUGCGUGAACUGUGGCCGUGAGGCCCUGAGCGAGUGCACCGGCUGCCACAAGGUCAACUACUGCUCCACCUUCUGCCAGCGCAAGGACUGGAAGGACCAUCAGCACAUGUGUGGCCAGCCCGCAGCUGUCACCGUCCAGGGGGACGACGUCCACGUCGGCGAGGGCGUGAUCGAGAAAGUCACCGUGUGAGGGCCCAUGGGGCCUCUGCGGCCAGGGAGGACCCUGGAGGACAGGGGCCUCUGAGGACAAGGAGGAACUUGCUGGCCAAGUUACAAGUGGACGCCGGGCGCCCGGUGCCCUCGGCGGCACGCUCCCGGUGCCGAGCUCCGGGACUGGGCGCUGGCCUCUCCGUGGCUGCUGGUGGACACGGCCUGGGCCCCGACGCCUGGUGGACACGGCCUGGGCCCCGAUGCCCGGUGGGCGCGGCCUGGGCCCCGAUGCUCGUGGUGCUUUUUUUAAUCCCGUGGAUCAUGAGCGUCCAAUCCUCCCUACGGGUGUGUCGUGUUCUGUAACACGCGUGUACAUAUCUGUGUCUUGUCAAUAAAGUCGACACCCCUGUCCCACCCGGACAGGUGACUCCA